AAUAAAUAAUUAAAUAAAAAUACAAAUAAAAGGCACAAAGUUUAAUAAAUGAAUAGCAUGAAAUAAAAUAUUAGUUAAACUGGAUAAAUAAAUAAGAUAAAUUAGUCAAAUCAAAAAUGGAUUCAAUCAAAUGUUAAUUAAAAAUAGAAAGAAAUUUGUUCGAUUAAAAAUGAAGCAGAAAGAAGAAUUUCGAUAGAACCUAAAAUGACAAAAUUAGCAUCAAUUUCUAAUUCUCAAUCUGAUUAGUAGAGAAAAGAUUUACUUUCUUUUAAUUCUAGAAGCAGCUUAAAAACAACAGAGGAAUAUUAAUCUAAAUAAAGUUAAGUUAAUUCAGCUGAAGAUCAUAUUCAGGAUUAAGAAGAAACAAAAGGAACUCUUCCCCAUUAUCUUCAUACAAAAAGAAACUCACUUAUUUUAGAAAAGGAGAACUUAACAUCUCAAAAAUGCUUUUAAGAAGAAGAGGGAAGCUGGAAAGAAAAGUGUUUAGAACUUUAAAAGAUAAACUAAGAAAAUAAUAGGUAGCAGUUCAUUUAAGAAAGAAAAAUUUAAGAUUUAUAAAUAUAGCUCUAAAAUGAGAGAAAUAAAACGAAGUUCUUAGAAAAAAAUUAAGAAAUUGUGUUAAACUUAAAGAAAGAACUUGAUGAAGAAAAAAUAAAGUGUAAACAGUUUGAAGACAAAUUAGUACAAGCAUAAUAAUAGAUGUAAAGCUAUAAAGCUCAUGAUUAAAUCCAUUAAUUAGGCGAUUCAAGUUUAAUUAAUAAUUUGUAAACUUAACAUAACUAUGUUUCGUUUAGAAAAAAAUCUUUAGAGGGAACUUGUAAGAUAAAUAUUGAAAGUAGGAAUAGAUAAUCUCUCUCUAAACUUGAAAAAAACAAAGAUGAUGAUUAAAAUAAAGCUAGAGUACUUCAAAUGAAUUAGCUUUAUAAUAUGACCCAGUAAAAUAAAAGUCUUAUCUUGAAAGUUUCAGAAUAGCAAAAAUAAAUAGAAUAUCUUUUGGAUUAAUAGUUAUAUAAAGAAUAAAAUCUAGAGAUUUUAUCUCAAGAAAACGCUAUUUUAGGCAACUAGUUGAGAGAAUACACAUAAAUUUUAGGUAACUUAGGGUACUUUUAAUCAUAAAAAUAAAUACCUAAUUUAAUAUCUAUGAAUUAAAAUAACCUAGAUUAAAAUUAAAAUAAAUUCAUUUAAAUAAGGAAAUUUAGUGGAAUUCCUACCUAAAAGAAUGAAAAUUUUGAAUCUAUUUCUGAUCAAUCUUUUACCAACAAAGCGAGUAGCUAGAUAUAUUUCAAAGAAGAUAACAAUAAACCAACUUGUAAUAAUAAAAAUGAUUUCUUAUAAAUGUAAUAGCUCAAAGAAAGCCAUAAGUAGAAGUAAUAGCAAUGCAAUUAAGAAAAUAAGAACUUGGAGUAAAUACAUUUUUAAGAGCUUAAAAAAUAAAUAGAUUACCCUUAUCAAAAUGAGAUAUAAUUUAUAUAAGAUAAUGGAGAAAACACCUACAGAUUAUCUAAGCUUUGCUCUUGCUGA
Tetrahymena thermophila SB210 is the source of this 1521-nucleotide messenger RNA. RefSeq lists its product as hypothetical. NCBI's taxonomy places the organism in Eukaryota, Ciliophora, Oligohymenophorea, Hymenostomatida, Tetrahymenidae. The record is from RefSeq and is a predicted model, not a curated record. The transcript has a single exon.